Molecule: messenger RNA, 799 nt
Organism: Aspergillus caelatus
Lineage: Eukaryota; Fungi; Ascomycota; Eurotiomycetes; Eurotiales; Aspergillaceae
Exons: 2
Coding region: 196-735 (179 amino acids)
Source: RefSeq, a predicted model, not a curated record
CGCAGCAGAGGUGAUUCAAUAGAAGCGCACGCGGAAGAGCCACCACCGCUUGUAUACUCGUGUGAUACUCCAAAUGCGUCUACCCAUUGUGCUUUUUAUCUUGACGUUCCAUGUUCUUCCGUGCCGCGACUUAGAGAUCUAUCGGUCGAGAUCUCGUUAUCCAUACGGGAAAAGACCUUCUAUUCUGCAGAACCAAUGGUUGUUUUACCAAAACAAACUUUGUUGGCGAGGACAUCUACUCUACGGCUUUAUGAUAACAUCAUCUAUUUAAGGCGUGAACAGCACCACAAUCUCGAGUGGGAAUACCAUCCACUCGAUAUUCUCGCCUCCCCGCCAAAAUACAGAUGUUCAAUAGAUGAUGGUCUUACAGUAGGUUGCGAUAUAUCUGACCAGUUGGAACUGCAUUGGCACUCUGGCAACCUUGCUUCUCACUCCCUGAACACCCAGAGUAAGUUUGGCAGAGCAGCUAUCGUUAUCAUGGUUAAACCGCCGCGAACAUUACUGCCUACCUUCUAUGGCAGCUUAGUUGCACGGUCAUAUAGUUUAUUACUUCACGUAUAUUUCAAGCACAACCGGAUCAAGAAUAUUGAUCUUGAAAUUCCGCUUCAGGUUACCCACUUACAAAAUGCGAAAGCAAAUGGUUCUAUACGAUCUGGUAGGCCUACUUGCCGGUGUACUAGAUCUGUGCAGCCGGAUGUGCUCCCAACAUACGAAAGCACGAUGAGAAAUGUGUGAUAGGCGGUGCACGAAUCCUCUCUCGACAUAGACUAAUUGGACAGAUACUCAUAUAUAAGCUCUC